AUGAGUUUUGACUUUGUUGGUGUGGAAACCAAUCCUCCAACAAGGAACCAAUCAUCCAACAAGGAACCAAUCCUCCAACAAGGAACCAAUCCUCCAACAAGAAACCAAUCCUCCAACAAGGAACCAAUCCUCCAACUAGCAACCAAUCCUCCAACAAGGAACCAAUCCUCCAACAAGAAACCAAUCCUCCAACAAGGAACCAAUCCUCCAACUAGCAACCAAUCAUCCAACAAGGAACCAAUCAUCCAACAAGGAACCAAUCCUCCAACAAGGAACCAAUCCUCCAACAAGAAACCAAUCCUCCAACAAGGAACCAAUCCUCCAACUAGCAACCAAUCCUCCAACAAGAAACCAAUCCUCCAACAAGGAACCAAUCCUCCAACUAGCAACCAAUCCUCCAACAAGGAACCAAUCCUCCAACAAUCAAGCCAAACCUUCAAAGCACCACUGAGACAGGUUGAGAAUCAGUUAGUAAUCACCCCAUCAAGAACUGUAUUAUCACGUGAUUGA
Macrosteles quadrilineatus (aster leafhopper) is the source of this 510-nucleotide messenger RNA. Its product is annotated as acidic proline-rich protein PRP25-like. Lineage: Eukaryota; Metazoa; Arthropoda; Insecta; Hemiptera; Cicadellidae. The coding region runs from base 1 to 510 and encodes 169 amino acids. The transcript is spliced from 2 exons. The record is from RefSeq and is a predicted model, not a curated record.